Messenger RNA from Nicotiana attenuata, 1825 nucleotides. RefSeq lists its product as uncharacterized. The record is from RefSeq and is a predicted model, not a curated record. The transcript is spliced from 4 exons. The coding region runs from base 860 to 1825 and encodes 321 amino acids. NCBI's taxonomy places the organism in Eukaryota, Viridiplantae, Streptophyta, Magnoliopsida, Solanales, Solanaceae.
AUUUCAAAUGCAACAUGAAGUUGGUUCAUUGUUUGUGUCUUUCUCGAAUAUUCACCAAUGAUCGAGACUCCAUUAGUUUCAAGAUUUUUGGCCAUGAUGUUUCCUUCACCCUUGAAGACUUUCACAUUAUGUGCAGUUUGCGGAUCACAACACAUAAUGUUGAAAAACCAAUUAAUCGAGAGAGCAAUAUUCUGAAGCGCUAUUUUGGGAAGUCUAAGGGUGUGACCUUGAAGGAUAUUCGAGAUUUUAGGAUUCGGAAUGCAAUUCCAAAGAAUGCUGUGAAUUUCAGACACGUAUGCUAGAGUGAUGAAGAUGUUGUGAAGCUUAUGGAAAUUCUUGUUGUGGAGUCUAUUUUGUUUGGAAAAAAGACUGAAUCAUCUGUGCUGGAGGAGUAUGCAGCUAUUGUUGAAGAUGAUAAGGCUUGUGCUGAAUAUCCUUGGGGUAAUGUGUGUUAUGAGAAGCUCAUUUACUCACUGAAACAUGUAUUGGACAAGCAGAACAAAUUUCAUUCAACUGAGUAUAAAGUUGGUGGAUUUCCAUUUCCGUUAUGUGCUUGGUUCUAUGAGCGCUUCCCUGAUAUUCGGGAGAAGUAUUUAAGACAUGAUGAGUACCUGGAUACCCCUCAGGUUCCCAUGAUAUUACGUUAUAUAUGUGUGGGAGAGGCUAAAUAUAACGAACUUUAUGAGGAUUACUUCAGUAAUUAUGCUGUAAGUUAAUUUUUUUUUUAUUUUUGUCUUUGUGUUAAUAUGUUGACAUAUUAGUUGUUUUUCCCCCUCAUAAUAUACUUUUUUGUAUUAAACAGAGAUAUUGCACGUUUAGGGUAUUGGAUAUAAUUCCUACCGAAGAGGAAUUGAAUUCAAUGCCUUUAAUUGGACAAUUACCAUGCAGCCGGAUUCGUACAAAGGUACUUAAUGCGGUUCCUUCAACUGGUGAAUCACCACGUAGUCUGAGUCGAUCAAAAGAAGCGAAUCGAACUCCUGUUAUUGGCAAAUCACCACGUAGUCGGAGUCGAUUAAAAGAAGCGAAUCGACCUCCUGUUAUUGGCGAAUCAUCUCGUACCCAGAGUCGUUCUAACCGUUCUACAACAACGUUUGACAAUGAAUUAGUCGAUACAAUAUGUUCUAGGGUAACGAUGGAGGUUCAAAGGCAUGCAGAAAAAGAAAGAAGCACGAUCGCGAAAGAAGUUGUCGAUAAGUUUAAACGGGAUGAGCGAUAUGCUAUUGUGGUUGCGGUUUUUGAAAAAGUGAAGGAAUAUUUCGAUGAGAAGUUUGAAAAGUUGUUUAAGAUUGUCGACAAAUCUAAUGGAAUGGACGAUGGCAAUUGUGAUUUGAUGAGCUAUCGACAAUAUGAUAGGAUGAACGACUCUUUCGAACAUCUAUCGGAUAUUAAUGUUGUUCAUGAUGCAUCACAUAAAGUCGCAGAUGAAAAUGCUACACGUGAGGAAGCGGCUUUUGAAGGCGAUCAACAUGUUCAAGAACAAGUUGAAGAGGAACGUUCUAGUGUUGAUAGACUGAGCAGAGAUGGAAAUGAUGAACAUUUAUCAACUGAGAAUGUUGGAAGCAAGCAGGGUGCAGAUGAUCAAGUUGUUGAUACUGAAGAACAUGCUGCUCAUGAUGCAUCGCAUAAAGUCGCAGAUGAAAAUGCUACACGUGAGGAAGCGACUCUUGAAGGCGAUCAACAUGUUCAACAACAAGUUGGAGAGGAACAUUCCAGUGUUGAUAGACUGAGUAAAGAUGGAAACGAUGAAGAGUUAUCNGAUGGAGGAUCGGGGGAGAGACUAGGGUUCAUACCUGUGGAGAGGGAUAGUGGAGAAGAAGAUGGGUGA